AUGGAGACGCGCUCUGGUAUCCCUCUAGGCACCAAACCACAAGGCAAUCACCCUGUCUCAUGGAAUGACGACGAACAAAUUCUCGUAUGCCUCCCUACUAUUGUGCAGAUCUUGGUUCCUUCUCUUAUUGAUAUCACGCAAGACGAAGAUCCUUAUCUACGUAUUGGUGUUCGACCACUGAAAGACAUCCCGUGCACACCAUAUAAUGAUACAGAAGUACACAGCCCUUCCGCACAAAGCACACGCCUCAUAGCUGAACAAUAUCGAUCAGCGACAUGGUCAUCGACAGGACUUACUAGCUCGGGCGGAUGUAUCUUGACAGCUGUGACCACAAAGCACCGUGUGAUCCAUUACACUCCCUCGAAAAACGAAAGAUCAACAUCAACUGCACCUUGGAUACCGAUGAUCGAUAUGACUGACAACAUUGCACAAUCGAUCCUUGGACACAAUACACGCCGCUUUCGUACAAUUGAACAAGUAAAUUCAUUUCACACAUUGGCUGCUAAAUGGUCUCCCACGCUGGCUUUUGACCCGAUCAUGCAACCAUUGGCCAUCCUUGGACUCGCCAACAAGCGCGGAGAAAUAUCUUUAUGGAGCUAUUCUUCAACCAAAGGAUUCGAACAUCAGGCUACGAUCCAACCGCACGAUAGUUUUACAACUGAAUUGGAAUGGACAGCAUGGAGACAACACGAUGGCAAAUUUAUAUCCUAUAUCAUCUCAUCUAGCGGUACGGGUGCAGCUACCAUAUCUUCAGUGACGAUUGAACUUGGAAGCGAUGAACAAUUGGGGGCAACUAUAUUGGUAUCCAUGGACGCCACAGUACAAGAGACCUGGUUUCAAGAGGAUCACGCAAUAAUUGACAACAUUUCACUGUGUCAGGAUCCUGCACAUGAUCAUCGAGUCAAGGUCGCAUUGUUCAAAAACACGCGUGUUCUUAUUGGGGAAAUGGACUUUGAUAAUACACCAUUGGAGCCGUCGUGGAAGGAGUAUUGGUUACAGGAUUCGGUUACAGGCGUAGUUGGGACUAGCUGGUCUGAAGAUGGCAAACGAAUCCGGAUAUACACGUCUGAAGGUCAAGGCUUAGUCCUUACUGUAGAAGAAGGCCAUGUGGAGCUAGACGUUGCCGCUACGGCUGAUAUCAACACGAAUCUCGUCACCAAGAUUAUGCAGCAAUGGGAUGAGGAACAAGCGAGCAUGGAUCAAGAGCAAAUAUCGACAGCCAAUAACGCAAGACCUGUGCUUCAUGGUACCAGCAUUUCUCCAAUCGGCCUGUAUACCGUUUAUCUUUUUGGUUUUCAAGAAGACGUUGAUGGCGCAUACUAUGAUUCCGAUGUUAAUGAGGUCUGGGCUGCGUUUAUGGCGCAUCAGCGACAAAACGACGACUCUUGUAAGGCCUAUCUUUUGGACAAGCUAAGGACACAACUAUCCAAUCCAUACUUUUUCUUCACGUGCCCUUUCAAGAGUAUUCUUCAUGAACCGCUCGAGUACUUGACUCAAGAUGAUGAGGAGGAAGAGAACAAUGGCAUUGCCAAGUGGUUGAAAACCAUGGAAACUAUGAUAACGGAUGGCGCAGCGCAAAGUACCCAAUCAUUCAAACAGCACUUGUAUUGCGAUUCACGUGCUACAGCAGCAAGGGCAUUGAUACGCACAGGAAUUGAGCUCAAGCGAUACAAGCUCAUAGAGAGUACACAAUUCACGCUUCAAUCUCUCGAGGACAUGGCGCACAUGUAUCUGGCCGUUCAUUUUGCGGAUGUUUGCUUGAAUUACAUUCUUACGCUUCCGGAUGAUGCACUUGAGAAUGCUGCAGAGAGGGAUUUGGCGGUUGUGCUCCUUUUGUGCGAUAGGGUACUUGACCAACCUGUUACUUUUGAUUUUGCCGUCAAUACGGUGAUCAAAGUCUGCACGAAGCUAUCAUCUUGUCAAUCAGCACAAAGUGAAUCCUUUGCGGAAGAGGUCUCACGAGCCAAGCAGCAUCUUGAAAAACAAGAACCAGUACCCAAAAUACCUCGUGAAAAGUGUCCAGCAUGCCCAAACCUACUCUCCACAGUGGAUAACAGGUUACUGAUUUGCAGCUCAAGCCAUACAUGGGAAUCUUGUAGUAUCACAGGCAAAGCUUUGGCCACCCUUGACACACAACUAUGCGUACAUUGCGGCGCUAAAAGUAUGAAAUCAACAGGCUGUAAACUUGCAGACACUAUCCUAUCCCAGUGUGUGAAAUGUAUUAUAUGUGGAUCGAACCUUUCAGCUAGCUAG
Lichtheimia ornata is the source of this 2253-nucleotide messenger RNA. RefSeq lists its product as uncharacterized. Bases 1 to 2253 code for a protein of 750 amino acids. Gene Ontology annotation, biological process: transcription initiation at RNA polymerase III promoter. The record is from RefSeq and is a predicted model, not a curated record. NCBI's taxonomy places the organism in Eukaryota, Fungi, Mucoromycota, Mucoromycetes, Mucorales, Lichtheimiaceae. Gene Ontology annotation, cellular component: transcription factor TFIIIC complex. Gene Ontology annotation, molecular function: histone acetyltransferase activity. The transcript is spliced from 16 exons.